Molecule: messenger RNA, 537 nt
Organism: Pezoporus flaviventris
Lineage: Eukaryota; Metazoa; Chordata; Aves; Psittaciformes; Psittacidae
Product: interleukin-1 family member 10-like
Exons: 4
Coding region: 8-505 (165 amino acids)
Biological process (GO): cellular response to lipopolysaccharide; inflammatory response to antigenic stimulus; cytokine-mediated signaling pathway
Molecular function (GO): interleukin-1 receptor binding; cytokine activity
Source: RefSeq, a predicted model, not a curated record
GUACCGGAUGCGCGACGUGGACCACAAGAGCCUUUACCUGCGCGACGGGCGGCUCGUGGCCGGGCACCUGCAGGGCGCCAACGCGGCGCGGGAAGAGGAGGUGUUUUGGGUGCCCAACCGCGCCUUCGCGCCCGCCCGGCUGCCCCUCGUCAUGGGCAUCCAGAACGGGUCCCGGUGCCUCGCCAGCGCCCCCGGGCCCCGGCCCAGCCUGAGCCUGCAGGACGCCGACAUCCGGGAGCUGCCCCGCGCCGGGGCGGCCUCGGCCGCCUUCACCUUCUUCCGCUCGUACCGGGCCGGGCUCUGGCGCUUCGAGUCGGCCGCGAACCCCGGCUGGUUCCUGUGCACCUCGGCGCGGGGCCACCAGCCCCUGGGGCUCUCCCGGUGCCACGAUGCCAGCACCCGCCUCGACUUCUACUUCAGCGCCGCCGAGUGCCCGGAGCCCGGCACCGGGGACCGGGACCCCCCCGUUGGGGACCGGGACCUCCCCCCCGCUGACCCCCGGUGACGCCCCGGGCCAAUAAAGCUGCCGAGGGCACC